Molecule: messenger RNA, 3957 nt
Organism: Falco peregrinus (peregrine falcon)
Lineage: Eukaryota; Metazoa; Chordata; Aves; Falconiformes; Falconidae
Gene: CAMK2D
Product: calcium/calmodulin dependent protein kinase II delta
Exons: 19
Coding region: 437-1918 (493 amino acids)
Biological process (GO): protein phosphorylation
Cellular component (GO): cytoplasm; neuron projection
Molecular function (GO): ATP binding; calcium/calmodulin-dependent protein kinase activity; calmodulin binding
Source: RefSeq, a predicted model, not a curated record
GGGGGGAGAGCCGCGGCGGGCUGGGGUCGCUAGGGGGAAGCACGGCACCGGGAGACGCGGCGGCCCCGCUGCUUGUCGCCGCGGGGGGGGGGAGCGGAAGGCGGAGGCGCCCCUUGGGCCGGCGGCGCCGCGCCCCCCGCCCCGGUUUUGCUUUCCCUUUCGGCGCCAGCGGGCGGCGGAGGGUAGCGGCGAGGCGCUCGUUUAUUUUUUGCCUCCCUAAAGGGCGAGGGGAGGGGAGAGGAAAGACCGAAGACCUGCGCGGGGAGCACACGCCAGCUGGCGGGGAGGAGGGCGCGGAGGCAGCCCCGUCACGAGAGGAGGAGGAGGAGGAGGAGGAGGAGAAGCCGGCGCGGAGCCUCGCCUCGCCUCACAGCCCCUCAGCCGUCACCGCCUCGCCGUCCCUGGCCGCCGGAGGUACCGGCGGCCGCCCGUCCUCAUGAUGGCCUCAACCACCACCUGCACACGCUUCACCGACGAGUACCAGCUCUUUGAGGAGCUCGGGAAAGGGGCGUUCUCCGUCGUGAGAAGGUGUAUGAAAAUCACCACCGGACAAGAGUAUGCUGCCAAAAUUAUCAACACUAAAAAGCUUUCGGCUAGGGAUCACCAGAAACUGGAAAGAGAAGCUAGAAUCUGUCGCCUCUUGAAGCAUCCCAAUAUUGUGCGGCUUCAUGACAGCAUAUCAGAAGAAGGAUUCCAUUACUUAGUCUUUGACUUAGUCACUGGGGGUGAAUUGUUUGAAGAUAUAGUCGCAAGAGAAUAUUAUAGUGAAGCAGAUGCCAGUCAUUGUAUACAGCAGAUUCUAGAAAGUGUUAAUCAUUGUCAUCUAAAUGGCAUAGUUCACAGAGACCUGAAGCCUGAGAACUUACUUCUAGCUAGCAAAUCCAAGGGAGCAGCAGUAAAACUAGCGGACUUUGGGUUGGCUAUAGAAGUCCAAGGAGAGCAACAGGCUUGGUUUGGCUUUGCUGGUACUCCCGGAUACCUUUCUCCAGAGGUGUUACGAAAAGACCCUUAUGGGAAACCUGUGGAUAUGUGGGCAUGUGGUGUCAUUCUGUAUAUCCUCCUGGUGGGAUAUCCUCCUUUCUGGGAUGAAGACCAGCACAGGCUUUACCAGCAGAUCAAGGCUGGUGCUUAUGAUUUUCCCUCACCAGAGUGGGAUACAGUGACUCCUGAAGCAAAAGACCUUAUCAAUAAAAUGCUUACCAUCAACCCAGCAAAACGUAUCACAGCAUCAGAAGCACUAAAGCAUCCAUGGAUCUGUCAACGUUCUACUGUUGCUUCUAUGAUGCAUAGACAAGAGACUGUAGACUGCUUGAAGAAAUUCAAUGCAAGAAGAAAACUAAAGGGGGCCAUUUUGACAACUAUGCUGGCUACCAGAAAUUUCUCAGCAGCCAAGAGUUUACUGAAGAAGCCGGAUGGAGUUAAGGAGCCCCAAACUACAGUAAUCCACAAUCCUGAUGGAAAUAAGGAAUCGACAGAGAGUUCCAAUACAACCAUUGAAGAUGAGGAUGUGAAAGCUCGUAAGCAGGAGAUUAUCAAGGUUACUGAGCAGUUGAUUGAAGCCAUCAACAAUGGCGACUUUGAAGCUUACACAAAAAUCUGUGAUCCAGGCCUUACAUCUUUCGAACCUGAAGCUUUGGGUAAUCUAGUAGAAGGGAUGGACUUUCACCGGUUUUACUUUGAAAAUGCUUUAUCCAAAAGUAAUAAGCCAAUCCACACCAUUAUCCUCAAUCCUCAUGUCCACCUUGUGGGUGAUGAUGCUGCUUGCAUUGCAUAUAUACGGCUCACACAGUACAUGGAUGGAAGCGGGAUGCCAAAGACUAUGCAGUCAGAGGAAACGCGGGUCUGGCACCGUCGUGAUGGGAAAUGGCAGAACGUUCAUUUUCACCGUUCAGGGUCACCAACAGUACCUAUCAACUAAAAAUAUCAGCGGUGCCACUCUUGCAUUUUCUGUACCCAACGCACCUGGUUGAUUACCAUCUUGGCCAUCCCGUUCUCUUCAUGCAUGUUUCUGAGUGCAUGAAGUUGUGAAGGUUCUUCAUGUAACACAUUUGUGAUGCACCAUGUUGCUGUAUAUUCCAUCUGUACACUGUUAACAUUUCAAUGAAGGUGAUGUUCCAUGCAAAUAGAGAAUAACAAGGUAUAAAAGACAAAAAAAAUAUUUGAUGGACAGCAGUAGGUACAGAAUACAUUUGUCACUUUCUCCAUUUAUGCCAAGUUUUGACAGACAACUUUAAGAAGUAUCCUGUUUAUUAAAAAAAAAAAGAAAAAAAAAAAAGAAAAAGUACAUUUUAUCCUCUUUUUUUAAGAACUGUUUUUUGACUCCUCCUUUUCCGAGUCCCAGGAUUUUGGUUUGGUUCUGGUAGGAAUGGUUAGGGUUUCCACUGGCAGCUCUGUUACUGUAAAACAGAUUUUUAUUACAGCAUGUAGAUGGACGAAAUCACUGAUAAACGUGGGAGUGAUAAUAUCUUGGCUUCGUACCAGCUGAAGCCUUCUUAGUUUAUUAGUCUAUGUAAACUGGAAAAAUCUCAUCAUUUGCUGGCUUGGUCACUUCAGAAUUAACUGUCAAUGUUCUGGUGAGCCGACAGCUUCUGUUUUUCUUUUGAGUCUUUACCUUUGCUUUCUUACUAUGCUCAUUGAAAAUUUCUAUUGGAUGAUUAAGCAAAAUUAAAAAUUGUGAGGAACUAAGUGAUGAUUGAGGGGCAGUUUUUGAGGAUUAAAAUGGAAGAAUAGAGAAAGAUCGAUUUUUAUGACUUUUAGGGUGUACUGUAGAUUUUUAAGGAGGCUUUAAAAAACACAAAAUUUUGAUUAAGAUAUAGACCAGUUGUGUGGUUAAUAUACUCGAGAAAUAUUAAGCCUUAAAAGCUUAGUAUGAAGAGUUUACUUACUUUACAAUGCUUUGCUUCUCUGGAAAUGUAUUGUGGAUACACCAGUUUUCUCUAACACUUUACCACUGAUUCAUUUCUCCUCUCUUCUCCCUCUCAAUCUGCUCUUGGUUUCUUAAAAUCCUCAUGCAGCAUACAGUAUCAAGGACAAAGUUUUUUGCAGUAUUACCAACUUGGUUUGCCCUUGAUCCCUGGCUGCAAACACUUGUACGCUGCACAGGUAGUGCUCUCAGUGUCAGUUCAGAACACAAACUUUGUAACAGGGACUGUUUUUGCUUCCCUUAUGUCGCUGUGAAAAUCCAUCCUUGCAAGCAUUUAGGUUUCUUCCCUCCCAUUUUUAAUAGACAAAUACAGGGAUCGGUUAUUUCUUUUUUGGUUUUGUUUGUUUUUUGUUAACUGUUCUGUUACCAACAGGGCUAACUGUUUUCUGUAGCGCUGUAUAGUGCAUGGUAUCUCAAAUCAAUGUCCUUUUUAGCGAUUAAAAAUUUACAACUUGUCAGCCUGAAGUUUUUAAAAUGGGAAAGCUUACUGAUUUGUAUCAUUUCACCUUUCUGUGUUGAUUACUAAUCAAAAGCAGUUCUUAAACAUUUUGAUGUUGUUACUAGUGGAUGUAUGGUAGAUGGAUUUAAGCUCUGAUAAUUACUACAUGAUUUUAAACAAUAUAUAUUUAAAAUAAGCAUCUACAAUAAAUGUGUUGAGCCAUAUUAACCUGCCAAUGGGAUCUGUGAAAAAAGUAAUGGCCUCAUUUUUUUCUCAUUAAUUUCUUUACCUUUUUUUUGUGAAGCGGCUAUAAGUGGCAUAACUGUAUUUAAAAUUAACAAAUUAGGUGUAGGGUGUUUUUUUUAUACUUAUAACAUAGCAUGUGGUGUUGACGUAUUAACUGUAGACCAAGUUUGUCUUCCACACCAAGACGUGAGGAAAUUGUGAUUUGUUCUCUCCACCACAACUGAAUUAUACACUUCUGUCAUUUUGGAACACUGCAGUUUACCAUGGGACACAGUGUACAUAUUUCUUGCCAUAAUGGUAAAUGAUUGAUAUAUUUAAGGAUUAAUAAAUUUGUGAUUUCUGCUGACAA